Molecule: messenger RNA, 2998 nt
Organism: Meloidogyne enterolobii
Lineage: Eukaryota; Metazoa; Nematoda; Chromadorea; Rhabditida; Meloidogynidae
Source: the annotation of a GenBank genome assembly
CAACGCUGGGGAGAAAAUGAACGAUAAUUUACAAGAACAACAAAAAAAUUCAGAAUCCGAUUCUAAUAACAAUAUUUUCAUUUCUAUUUGUGACGAGGAGAAUGAAAGAGAAAACUCUCUUGGAGAGGGAACUAUACAACAAAAACAGAAACAACAACAACCGCAAAUUUUGUCUCCUUUAGCGACAUUUGGUAGUGAUACUAAUGGAAACAGGAAAGAACAAAUGACAACAGAAGAAUUAGAAUGCAUAGGUUGCCAACGAGAAACAGAAGGAACAGCAAAAACUAUGUUGGCGGAAGGUAUUAAGGAAAUAGCUCCUCAAUCUGAAGAGCAUGAAGCUGGAAUAGAAUCAGCAUCGACGACUUCUGUAACCACUUCACAAUUGUUGGCCGCUGCAUAUGCGCAUUUUAUGGCAAAACAGUGUGAACAAUCGCAGGAUAAUUAUGAUCAACACAUUUUACGACAGCAACAACAAGAAAUGUUGCGUCAGAAUGAGAGUAAUAUUCGCCAGCGUGAGCAUAAAGUAGCGGCUGAACUUCUUUCUAGGCAUUUACAGCAACACGGUUUAUUCCUACAACAACUUAAAUCCCAGUUACAAUUUUCGACGGCCGACACUUUCCCACCGUUGCAAACACAAACUACUUUAGGUCUUGAUUCAUUGAAUUCAACGUCAACAACAAUGCCUGCAAAUCAUUCAAACACUUCCUUAGAUAUUGAGAAAAAUUUUUUGUCCUCGUCUACUAUGGCUGUUUCUGAACAACGUCCAAAAGGACUCGCUUCGGACCAAACUGAAAACAAUCCUAUUGGAAACACUUCAAAUAAUUCAACUUUGGCAUCAGAAAAUCUACAGCAAUUGCUACUCGCCACAAGUUUGUUACUUCGUCAACAACAGUCAGCAAUUACGGAAGUCACUCCUCUCCCAGCUCCUGGGUCACAGUCAGACGGUAUUUCCGCCUUUAAUCAAUUGAACGAAUUACGUCAACAACUUCUUGGGAUAAACUCUUCAGCUGCUAACAAAGCUGCAACCGGACGUCUACUAGAACAACUAUUUGUAAAUCCUUCCAUUGGAAAUAAAUCUGCUGCUACUCAAGUGUUUACACCUCAGCAAUUUCCACAAGUUUCACCACUUGCGAUUGCUGAACUCUUGCGUCAACGGGCUUUAAUUCAACAAUCAAAACAACACCAAGCUGUCUCUCCACCGCCACCACUUGUUAUUCAUCGUCGGGUUGGCCGACCCCCCAAGCAUACUUCAACCCUUUUACAACCACAGCAUUUGCCAGGUCUUCUUAUUCCAAGUGAAACUAUACAGCCUAAACAAGUUCACAAUCAACCGACACAAAAACGACCCGCACUUUGUCCUGGACGACGAGUGCCGACUAGCGCUGAUCCUUGUCAAACUAUUGUCACUUUUCUGCUUACCUAUAACGUUUCACCCGAUAUCGACUUCUCCAGAAAGGCAAUUGAGUCAUUAAUCAAAAGACUUCGAGAUAAGCGAGAAGAACUUGAUUGGUUUAUCCAAACAGUUGUGGAAGAUGGUGCUCGCCCUUCGCAAUGUAUAACAAUUCCGCGAACACUAGAUGGGCGACUUCAGGUAGCCGGUCGGAAGGGGUUUCCUCACGUUGUUUAUGCACGCAUCUUCCGUUGGGGUGAUUUACAUAAAAAUGAAAUAAAACACUCAUCCAUAUGUCAAGCUGCAUUUGAUAUGAAAUGUGAUUCGGUUUGUGUUAAUCCAUAUCAUUAUGAGCGUGUAGUUCCUAUUUCUGUUGGGAAAUGUGGUCUUGGUGUCGAUUCAGAUGAAUCUUCACCUAUUUCUGCUAAUGGUUCGUGUUACGCCAGUGGUGAGGAAAUAUGUCAGUCAAACACGGUUCCAUCAAAAAAUUGCUACGCAUCGCCUAUUUCUCGUGAUAUUGUUCCGUCUUCAACGUUUCCCUCUAGUCCGGCAAAGAAAUCGUCGCCACCUGGUUCAGAUGUAUCUUUAACGUCACAUAGUCAGUUGCUUGCAAACAUGAAUAAGGGAUUGCUUAUUCCAAUUCCACUUUCUUUUCAACAACAACAACUUGCACAAAAACAUUUGGAUAGAAAAAGAUCUGUUUGUUAUGAUACCCAACAAUUUACAAUGGACUGUAUCAAAAGCAAAUCUACUUUAGUUGAUGAUAUUGAGAAAAUCAAAAAACAAAAACUAAAUGCUGAAGAAAAAACAAAUGGAGUGCAUAAUGUAGUACUCCCAACUGUUACUGGCUUUGCUUCUGAUACUCCUCGUAUAACUGUUUCAUACCACGAGUGGGGCAGUCUUGUGCUUCCUCGUCGAUCAUUUUAUGGUUCAGCUGUUCAUUGUGGAACUAGAGAUGCUGGGGAUGCCAAAGAAUUUUUCCAAAUUGGUUGUGGGAAGAUAAUGACGAUGGGAGAUAGAAGUGAGACAGAACUUUCUCCGUUGAAGUCUCAACAAUUAAUUGACGCGCGAAAACAAAUCGGUUUGGGACUUGUACUUGAGUCGAAUGAUGAUGGAGAGUUAUUCUUGACAAGUUAUGCACGUCGACCGCUGCUUGUUCAGAGCUAUUAUCUUGAUCGGGAGGCUAUGCGUUCAGCAAUGGAUGCAGAAAGGAUCAAGCAUACUAUUUUUCCUAAGGCUACAAUCAAAAUCUUCGAUUUGUGGCAGUCAUUUAGACUAAUGUGUCAAUUACGUGUUCAAAAAAGACGUAAUUCUUCCAUUGAUGGUAUGCCAGGGAUCAGUCAGGAUUCGUUUACCUUUCUUAAUCGCCUUUGCGAUGUUCGUAUUUCGUUUGGUGUUCAACAUUCACAUAACUUUGUGGACGAAGGCGAUGGUUGUGAUCUGUUGGAAUCAUCUCCUUGCUCAAUGGAAAUUCAUAUGGGCCGAGCCAAACGCAUUUUGGAGAAACUCAUUGAGCGUCCUGAACUGGCACAGCGAUUUACAAUUGCAAACAAUACAGGAGUCAGACCGGUCAAAAAGUUUGUAGACGGAAUUGGAACCAGUGUUUAA